AUGGACGUGCCCGCAUUGGCAAGGGUGACAGUCCCAUGUCAUUGGGUGCCAAAGGCCGGAAGACCUCAGUUGUCGAGUGGCAUCGAUGUUCGCCUGACUUUGCCCAUGAGUCUUGCAGCUCUUCAUUUUGGGAGGAGGUGCUCCAUGCGCCAAGCCCGCCAGCGCAGUCGCAGCCGCACGCAACACACCGUGAUGAGGUACACUUCAAUGUGCAAGGAUUCAGAUGCACCGGAGUCCAUGCGACGACGCUUUGAGGCUGUGGUGGCGGAAGCUCAAGAGAACAUUUGCAAAGCUAUCGAGGAUUGCGAUGGAGGUGCCAAGUUUUGCAAGGAACCUUACACACGAGAAUCCGGUGGAGGCGGUAUUGCCCGUGUGUUGACCAAUGGCAACAUUUUUGAGAAGGCCGGAGUGAAUUUGAGCGUGGUUUAUGGGCAAAUGCCCCAAGAAGCUUUGCAAGCUGCCACUGAGAGAGGUGCAGACCGUGCAGGUGGAAAGCUUGAACCUGGUCAGAAGGUGCCUUUCUUCGCUUGUGGCCUUUCUUCAGUGAUGCACCCGAAGAAUCCAUUUUGCCCUACCAUGCACUUCAACUACCGGUACUUUGAGACGGAGACUGGAGCAUGGUGGUUUGGAGGUGGGACCGACAUCACCCCCUCAUAUCUUGAUCGAGACGACAUGAAGCAUUUCCAUGGGACCUACAAGGAUGUUUGCGACAAGUACUCUCCAGAAUGGUACCCAAAGUUCAAGAAGUGGGCAGAUGAGUACUUCCUGAUCAAGCACCGUGGGGAGACACGUGGCUUGGGAGGUAUCUUUUUUGAUGACUUCAACACAGAGGAUCCUGAGACCCACUUGAAGUUUGCGGAAGAAGCUUUGGAUGCAGUUCCGAAAGCAUAUGUUCCCAUUCUCGAGAAGAAUCGAGACAAAGAGUUCACAGAGGAUCAGAAGCAGUGGCAAUUGCUUCGCCGUGGACGAUAUGUGGAGUUCAAUUUGGUCUAUGACCGCGGCACAGUUUUUGGCUUGAAGAUGCUGGGCAGCGGAGUUGGCCGCAUCGAGAGCAUUUUGAUGUCCCUUCCAGAGAAUGCACAAUGGCUCUAUGCCCACGAACCCAAAGAAGGCUCACCUGAAGCGGAGAUUAUGGAGUGCUUCAAGGAGGCGAAGGAGUGGGUUUGA
Durusdinium trenchii is the source of this 1167-nucleotide messenger RNA. The record is from the annotation of a GenBank genome assembly. Lineage: Eukaryota; Dinophyceae; Suessiales; Symbiodiniaceae.